CUCCGGCCCUUUAAGAAGCAGUUCCUCUGUCUGGCUCCAGGGGGCGCGUGAUCUUUGUGUUGCUGUUCUUCUCUGCUGUUUGUAGCGGAGCAGCAGUGCUGGAUCGCCCGGGAAGCGGCGGGACGCAACGUCCUGCUCCGACAUGGAAGAGGGAUCAUGGAAGUUUAUUGGGGGAAAUCCUGUGUGUGUUAGGACUCAUUCGUGCUGAUUUGCAGCGGGAAGGCUGUGGAGGUAUGGCUUGAUCGUUUGAGGACACUUUCGCGUACGUACAGCCCUUCUGAUGGCUUCCAAGCAGCGAUUUUAAAAGGCGGCAGCUGCGUUCUGAAACAAUGUAACAUUCGCAUUAUGAUGUAAUGUUACAAUGUAACACAUUCGCAGUGGGACGUCGUGCAACAAUGUUACAAAUCCGACCGUCCGCUAUGUUCCAUUCUUGAUUCUUUUAAACCACGGAAGCUUCAUUAAACGAGUCGAAUGGGGACAUUUUCGCUCAUUUUGUCGUUUAUUUAAUGCUUAGAACUAAUCAAAAACGAGCGAGAUUCAUGAACGAAUCCUUCGGUGUGCUGGAAGUGGCCAUGAGCGCAUUUGGAAAUAUUCCUGAACAUCUCACGAUAUCAGUUCGAUUCCUGAAGUGUCCCGCAUGAAAUGUGGACUCUAGAUGGCAUGCACGAGGCCACUGCUGCUGUUGUGUUCAGAAAAGCCGUCCAUACAUCAUUCAUUUGAAGGAGUCCGGGAAAUAUGGCAGAGGAGAUAGAUAAGCCCUUGGCUGUGGACGUGGAUGUCGACAUAGACCCUGAUUUUGAGCCCCAAAAAAGGCCCAGGUCCUGCACCUGGCCUCUGCCCAGACCGGAUUCUAAUGGUGAGAAAGCAGAACCAGCAGAUGUGGGAAUCAUUCCUGAGGAAGAGGUGGAUGAAAAUGGCACUGACGAUGAUGCACAAGCAUCUAGUGGCAGUACAGGCGCAUCAAAUCCCGUCAGUGUGACAGAAGGAAACCAGGCUCCUGCUGCUACUCCUGCUAUAGAAACCAGUGCUGCCAUCAGUGAUAAAGACUCCUACGGCUCUCCUCUAUCUUCCCAAAAUGCUCUGCCCGCAUGCAACGACUCCAGCAUCAACGGUCUGAUUCCUCAGCAGCCCAGAAAAUCCUCUGCCCGCAGGAACGCCUGGGGAAACUAUUCCUACGCGGAUCUCAUCACACAAGCCAUCGAGAGCUCGCCCGAGAAACGGCUGACAUUGGCCCAGAUUUAUGAUUGGAUGGUCCGGAAUGUGGCAUACUUCAAGGACAAAGGUGACAGCAACAGCUCUGCAGGAUGGAAGAACUCAAUACGACAUAACCUGUCACUCCACAGUCGCUUUGUCCGGGUCCAGAAUGAAGGAACAGGAAAAAGUUCAUGGUGGAUGGUUAACCCUGAUGGCGGAAAAGGGGGUAAAGCUCCACGGAGACGUGCUGUUUCAAUGGACAACAGUAAUAAGCUCAUCAAGAGCGCCCGUGGCCGUGCCACAAAGAAGAAGGCUGCUCUUCAGGCGACUCAGGACGGAAGCUCUGAGAGUUCCUCCAGCCUGUCCAAAUGGACCGGCAGCCCGACCUCCCGCAGUAGCGACGAGCUUGACGCUUGGACGGAUUUCCGUUCCCGCACUAAUUCUAAUGCCAGCACCCUAAGCGGACGCCUUUCCCCAAUUCUGGCCAACCUUGAGGUGGAUGAAGUUCCCGAUGAUGACUCCCCCCUGUCGCCCAUGCUGUACUCGAGCCCUAGUAGUAUGUCUCCAUCCACUGGACUAAUAGAACUACCCCGUCUAGCUGAUCUUGCAGGAACCAUGAACCUUAAUGAUGGCCUCUCCGACAACCUAAUGGACGACCUUCUAGAUAACAUCAGCCUGACAGCUUCCCAAUCUCCAGGCAAAGACGAGAGUGGGUCCAACUUACAGGGAAGCCCGGUGUUUACCUUCAGCUGCUCUGGGAGCAGUCUGGCAAUUCCCUCUGGCAGCUAUGGCACAAACUCCAUGUUUAGCCCUCCAUCCGUCACUGGCCUGAGGCAAUCUCCAAUGCAAACAAUCCAGGAAAACAAGCAAGCUACGUUCUCCUGCGGUUCCCUCUUUAGCGAUCAAAGUCUUCAGGACUUGCUCAGCUCAGAGUCCAACAAUCGCAGCGAUGUCCUUCUUACCCAAUCUGAUCCACUUAUGUCACAAGCCAGUGCCUCCCUUUCCUCCCAGAAUGCCCGUCGCAGUGUCCUGUUGCUACGUAAUGACCCUAUGAUGUCCAACCAGGCUGGGCCUGUAGGACAAGUGGGGCUCAAGAAGGUGUCGCCAUCUGGAUGGCGGAUGAACUGUGCCUCGAGCAGUGAGUCAGACUACCAAAGCUUGAUGAAGCAACAUCUCCAACAGUCUCCCUUCAGAAGCACAUCUAUGCAGCUCAACUCGUCUGAUUCGUUGUUGGCAGGUCUCAACGGCAGCGUGACCUCCAUCCAGUCGGUGUCUCAGGACCAAUUCCCAUCUGACUUGGAUCUUGAGGUGUUAAGUGGCAGUUUCGAUUGCGACAUGGACACCAUCACCCGCAACGAUCUGAUGGAUGCAGAGGGCCUGGAGUUCAGCUUCGAUUCGCAUCUCAUCUCUUCUCAGAAUGCUAACCUGACUUCAGGGAGCUUCUCCACUUCCAAACGAACCUCCUCACAAAGCUGGGUGCCAGGUUGAUGCAGCCAGGCCCAGGAAUGUAAUGAAGAGGCCGAACUCUGCAUUUGAGCCAACUGUCCACUGUAAAGCAACUGUACAUUAUGCUGUAGAAAAGCUAUUUGACAUCUGUUGGAAUGAGUUUGAGUCAGUGUCAAUGAGUUACCCAGUCAGUGUUGUAGUUUUGUGGAUGUAUGUUCUGAAUCGUCAUGAUUGAGGCUGGCUUUAUGGACAUUGUGAAGAGUUUUAACAAAUUUAACCUUGAAAUGCUUGCAGGUUAUUCUAAAUGCCAAUGACUAGGUAUUGAACUGAAUCUGCUGGAAUAUGCUAAGUGGAGUAUUGUAGAGGUUAGUUUGUUUAUGCGUAUAUGAAGGCUUGGCCAACAGUACUUCCCUCAGUUCAUCUAAAACUACAAAAUUUGAAAGCAUUUAGGAGUGUGGAAAGAGUGGAGUCAGUUUGAAAGCCAACCAGAAAUCUUAAAUACUCAUUAGUAAAGUGGUCUCUAUGACAAAUGGAGCACUGUGGAGAGAAGGUUGUCUAAAUAGUCCACUUAGAAUAUAAAAUCCCCAUAACCCACCAUUGCAUACAAAAAGGUGCCUACACACUAGAAAAACCAACUCAAAAUCAUUUGGGUACGUGGAAGUCAGUUUUCUCAAGAAGUGAUUGGUUAACUGGUACCUACGACAAGUGGAUGAUCAUAGAGUGGAGGUUUUCUAUGUAUAAAAGCAUGAGCAAUUUAACUUUCCUUGGUUGGUCUAUAAUAAAAACAUUUCCCAAAUCCACCUCUGCGUACAAGGGUGGCUACAAACUAGAGAAAUCUGUCAUUAAAGCAAUUGGGAAUGUGAAAAGAGUCGCUCAGUCAGAACACCAACUGAGAAUCUUGUAUAUUUAUUGGUCAGCUGGUACCUAUAUGGAGGAUCAUAGAGAGAAGAUCACAAGUGAACCUCCUUUGGUUAAUCUAGAAAACGAAACCCCUAAAACCCACCACUGCAUAUGAGGGUGCCUACGCCAUAAGAAUCUCUUAUGAAAGAAUUUGGGAGGGUGGAAAAAGUUGGGUCAGUUUGAAAACCAAACAAGAACUCGAGUUCCCACUAGUCAACAGGUACUUAUGACAGAUUGCACUGCAGACAGUUAAAAUAUCGUCAAUUUAUGGUUGUCACAUUGGCAAAUCCUUUGUAUUUUCUUCGUCAUUGUAAUACUUUAUCCCCACUGAAAUCAAGUAAACUCUAGUCUGUAGGUACCCUUAGGUUGUUGUAGUUUCUUGUAAUUGUGAUUGAGAUUAAUAGAUUUCUAGUCCUCGAAACAAAAUACUAGCCUUUUGCCAAACUAGUCCUCAGGACAAUUAAAGAAAUGGCCUGUUUACAACAUAAACCAUUUGAGAAUGUUUCUGUUGUCCGAAAAAAAAUGGCCAUGGAAAAUCCAUCUUUUUCUCCAACUUUUUUUUUUUUGUGAAACUGAAAAAGGGAAGAUGUUGUGUUUUUGUGAAACCAGUGAACAUGAUGUAUCCUUGACUCCUUUUACAGAAAAGUAAACUAUGAUAUGAUGAUAAGCUAUAUAUUUAGUGUUCUGCUGUAUGAAACUAACUUGUCAGUGUUUCCCAUGGAUUUCCUAACACAACCUGUGCAUUUAUCUUUCUCAGAAUUAUUGAACAUGAGAAUCUCCGUCACCUCUAAACUGUGUUCAUUUAUGAAGUAAACCAUCAACUAGUAGAUUAUGAGCUAUAUAUUUGUAUUUCUGUUUGUAUACACACAAACACACACACGCAGGACCUCAUUCAUGAUGUCAUUUCUGUAUAAAUUGUUUGUAAAAUCAAUGGUUUUAUGAACAAUUUAUUCUUCUUUAAACAGUUCUUAAAUGGUUGCAUUUGAUUCUAUUUAGUGUUUUUGUGCAUUUACUGUACAUUGACAUGCAUGCAACCAUAUACACAAGAAUGGCUUUACAAAAUUCUCUGCAAACCAUUAAUUUCUGUUGUGCUUGUUCAUGAAUGAGGCCCGUAGUGCUUAUGUGUAUAUGUGCUGUGCACUUAAUAUGUAUGUGUGUGUCUCUAUACACAUAAAUGUUGGAUUCAUUCUAGAGAUAAGGUAUAUUAACCGUAACAAAUUCUGGAGUGCUAAUUAAGGACCACUAGAUGUUUGUGAAUUUGUAGCAGGGGAAAAACAAAUUAAGCUAAGAGCAUUUGGUGCUAAGUGAAAUUGUGUCUGGUCAGUUCAUACGGAUGACAUGUCACAUUCUUAGCAUUUAUGUGUAUAUAUCUACACAAUGGCUGGUGCUAAUAGAAAGUGCGUAUCAGUUGUGAUGCCAGUGUGCUUUAAGCAUCCUAAUAGUUUUAAAAUGAAAGGCAGCCACAUUGUAGUUUUAAAGCCUGUUCGGAUAAGCUAUUUGACAAAGCACCUAUGAUGUACUGUAUUUCAUUGGUGAGCUUGAACAUGCCAGACAUCCAAAUUCAAGGCUGAUGAGAAAUAAUGCAACUACUCCGUUUGAUGAUAUAGUAGUGCCAUUCAGGGACAUCUUGCAGAUGUUCAGUAGUUACACAAAAUGUUGUUUUAACAUCAGUUGAAUGUACCUUUUCUUAAGUUCAGCUUCACAUCCAAAAUGUUCAUAAGCUUCUUAAGCACUGAUUUUUUAUAAUCAGCUGGAGUCACAGAAUUUAAGGUGACUAUAAAAAGUUGAUUGUGUUAUGUUUAGUUUUAAAUUGUGUAAUACAUUUUCAACAUCAUAAUUUGCUUCCUUCACAUGCUUUUUUAAUUGUUUUGGGUAGGAUAGUUGUACUUCUCAAAAGAACUGCUACAAUCUUCAUUCAUUUUGAAGUUUAAUUGUAAAGAGGGAAUUAACAAAUGGAGAACGUAAUCUGCGUGUGUACCACCUUUCACCACAAUUGGCUGUUAGUUACUAUCCACUCAGUGUUUGCUUGACUUUACCGGUGUAUUUCAAUUUUGGAUAAUGUAAACCAGGUAGUGCAAGGCAAGGUGCAUGUAAAUAAAGCUUGUACAACACAA
Messenger RNA from Carassius auratus (goldfish), 5654 nucleotides. RefSeq names its product forkhead box protein O3-like. Gene Ontology annotation, molecular function: RNA polymerase II cis-regulatory region sequence-specific DNA binding; DNA-binding transcription factor activity, RNA polymerase II-specific. Gene Ontology annotation, biological process: regulation of transcription by RNA polymerase II. Gene Ontology annotation, cellular component: nucleus; mitochondrial matrix. The record is from RefSeq and is a predicted model, not a curated record. The transcript has 2 exons. Lineage: Eukaryota; Metazoa; Chordata; Actinopteri; Cypriniformes; Cyprinidae. Bases 736 to 2682 code for a protein of 648 amino acids.